Messenger RNA from Vicia villosa (hairy vetch), 1001 nucleotides. RefSeq names its product VQ motif-containing protein 31. The record is from RefSeq and is a predicted model, not a curated record. The transcript has 3 exons. Bases 285 to 854 code for a protein of 189 amino acids. NCBI's taxonomy places the organism in Eukaryota, Viridiplantae, Streptophyta, Magnoliopsida, Fabales, Fabaceae.
UUGUCUUAAUUUAGAAUAAAUGAUUCUCUUUGAAUGAGUUAAGCAAAUCUUUAUUUGGCAGUAACUGGAAGGAAAGUGCUGUGUGGUCCAUUUUCCCUUUACAACAGGUAGUUGAUGUGGCAAAGGUAAUGGUUGGACUGCUUUUUUGAGGUCAGAGAUUCUUUGUCCUAACUGGCUCACAACCUUGUACCAGAAAACAAUCUUUAACUAUACUCACUUCCAUUCUAAUAGUUAUAAGAUACAAGAAAAAAGCAGCAUCAAAUCAUCUUCGAAACAAUAUUGUGAUGAGAAUGGAGAAGCCACCAAUGCCCGGUACAACAACAGGCGAUUGCAAACCACUAACAACAUUUGUUCACACAAACACAAACGCAUUUAGGGAAGUAGUGCAAAGAUUAACAGGCCCCUCAGAAGCCAAUGCAACAAAAGAUCUAGAUCAAGCAACAAAAAUCACAACUACUACAAAAAGAACACCGCCAAAGCUUCACGAAAGAAGGAAAUGCAUGAAACCGAAACUCGAGAUUGUUAAACCGAGUAUUCAAAACUAUAAACAAUCUGGUGCAUCACCCUCUUCCAAGUCAAGAACUUCUAGCUUUCCUUCAAGUCCUAUAUCAGGAAGUGGAAGUUCUAGUCUUCUGCCAAGUCCUACCACGCCUUCGACGCUGUUCUCUCGGUUAACCAUUUUGGAAAAUGAAAAGAAACUAGAUGAAAUGAAUAUUGAAGAAGAAGAGAAAGCUAUCAAAGAGAGAAGAUUUUAUUUGCAUCCGUCGCCAAGGUCUAAAGCAAGCGGUUUUAGUGAACCUGAGUUGCUCAUUUUGUUUCCUUUGGCAUCUCCUAAUGCAAGUGAGAAAGUAUAGUUUUGAGGAUGCUAUCAAUGAGCUUCAAAUUACAUAUAUGAAGUUUACGGUGACAAAUAUCCUUAACGAGUGAAAUAAUGACGGUUUCGAUAAAUUUAUUUGAGUUUAUCUAUUGACAUAAUCGUGAAAUUCUGAGAAAUCUAAUGA